CACCGAGACUGAUCUAUGGUGGAUGAUGUUUUGGCAAACCGUACAGAACCAUGGUCCGGGGUUUUCCUCAAACCCGGCACGGACCAAAAGAAUCCGGAGCAAGCAUUCCGGGAUGUGCUGCUCCCAAUACAGAAAAAUAAACAAGCACGAACAUGUAUACACGGGGAUGAUUCAUAUAUUAAUAUACUAACCAAAAACAGAGCUCUUGGAGACAACAAACAUCAAAAUCAAGUAACGGAGCUAUUCGUAGACAUUCGCAUUUCUUUAGCCACAGCCUUGUUUAAUUGGUCGGCUCAAAGAGGAUUGCCAAAGUCGAACACUAUAAAAUUACUUAAAAGUUUAGUGCUAUAUAAGUCCAAAGAAGCAAACGGAGAAAUGGAAAAUACAACUCUUACCAUGCUCAUGGCUCUACUCUACUCGUAUGACACCAGUAUUUUGCAAAAACAGGAUGACAACCAAUUGAUACAAAAUUUAUAUGUUAUAAAAGACCGCGAAUAUGUGCAACAGAUAUAUUCAGCUUUAAUGGCUGAAUCAAAUUCGGACCUAAACAAUGGAAUUUUGAGUUUAGUGAAAUUUUCAUUCGGCUUGGCGAUUUCUGGUUUGCGCCAUGCAUCACAGUAUUUUCACAAUCAAACAUCAAUAUCGGACUAUGACGAACAUUUGGUAGAUGAGGCAAUUUGUUCAAACAUAUUCAAAUUCAUUUAUUGUUAUCUACUGGAAAAGAAUAUGACAUAUCAACAUCAAUUCUUCUAUAGAAGAGUGCAUAUGUUAUUUACCGACUUUAUUGAUUUCAUGCAUUCCAAAGUAACUGAACUACGUGGAAGAGCAGAUGAAACUUCAAAGACUGUUCUUAGUUUUACCAGUCAAGGUUUGGAACCGCCAAAAAAUUUGGAUCAUAAUUUUGAAAUGCUUCUACUGUGCAUUGGGAAAUUUUAUGCUGAAGACAAGGCUGGACUUUCAUUGUGCUCCGAAUAUUGGGGACCCCUAGAUUCUUCCCCAAAUUAUGUAACAACAACUCGAUCUGUUUCACUUUUUAAAUUCAUACGCUUAGCAGGAGAAUUACUUCCUGCAACUUUAUUUGUUCCUUACUUAAAAAUGAUUGCUGGUUUAUCCAGCUGUGAAAGGUCUUCUCGAAGUACAUUCAAUUUACUAAAGCAAUCAACUGGAUUAACCGGCAGUGCUGCUCUAUCCUGGGAGCACUUUUUUUCUUCAUUAACACGAUAUUACACAAAUUUAAAACAAGAUUUCUACCCUGCUGCUGAAUUGAUAUACAGAAAUAGAAUAAUAAACCGUAAUAUAAAUCCCCAAGAAAUUGAGGGUUUACGAGCGGUAUUGGAGGUAUUGCGCGCUGUGGCUUCUCAUGAUGAGGUAGCAAGAAUUGCAAUUUGCGAACAUCCUAAUUGGAAUCCUCUUUACACAUUAAUAGGACUGCUUAGUUGUUCCGUACCCAUAUACUUAAAAUCUGAUAUUCUAUUGACAUUAACAGCUCUGGCAAAAUCAAAGGAGACCGCUAUACCACUAUGGAACAACUUGGAAGCUUCACAAAUUAUAAAAACACUUCCCUCCAAUAUGAACUACGAUACCUGUAAUUUAGAGAUGGAAAUUGAACAAAAUGAAUGCCGGCUGGAACAUUAUCCACUGACUAAUAGCGUACUUGAUUUAUUAUAUGCUCUGGUAUCCACGGUUAUACCCAAAAAUUUGGGUGGGGGACCAAGAAAACCGGGACUUGAUCCAUAUUUGAACUUUUUAAUCAACGGAAUUUUUUUGAAAUUUUAUAACAGGACAUACAAAGAGCCAUGUGAGAAAUGGAGAGUUGGAUCAAAAUGCUUAAAACUUAUACAUUAUCUAUUAGAUAUUUAUGAAGUGAAUCCAAGAGAUUUUGAAGAAAAUGUUGAUAUGAAUCCACCCCCGGGAUUCCAUGUAAUGCUCAACUUGCAAACAAAAUCAGAUGCAUUGAGAUUGAUUCUACAGAUAAUUGACGAUGCCCGUAAUGAAAUAGACGACCUUAAAAAGUUUAAGGGAAAAGAAGUGUUGGAGGAAUGUGCAUUGCUUUGUUUACAAAUUCUAAAACUAGGAUUGAAAAAUCAGGACAUUUUUUUCGAAGCUCAUUCAAUUUCAAAUAGCUCCGUACUGCUUUUAGAACUCAACAAGAUUCUACUAGAUAUCAAUCCUCGGAGCCGAAAACCGGAUCACGUAUUGAACACAACAUAUUUCUUAACAUAUUUUAAUUGGUUGCCAUACCAUGCUCUUGAAGCGGUUAAAAUCCUUCAUAUGGUGUCAAGCCAACCGGGCGUAAACUCACAAAUAGUCGGAAUUUUUACACAGAACGAGGAGACAAGGAUUGCGCUAAGACAUGGUUUUGUGGAAUGUUUGGAAAUUGAUUUUGCCCAAAGGCAGGCAAAAAUGGAAAAUGAUGGCAAUGUAUCAUGGGAGAAUUUGGAAUCUCCAAAUGUGCAGUUACAACUUAAGGAAGCAAUUAUUAUACUCAUUCAAGAUUGUUUGCGUCAACCAACGCCUAAUCUCGCACAGUUUCUUCUUGGAUUCGAUCAUUUACAAGAAGUACACAUUGCUAAUAAAAAACGAUUGGGUUCAUUAGAUAUUGGGAACAAUUGCACCAAGUCGUUGGUUCACAUAUUAGAAAAACAUUUGCAAUUAAAAAAGAACUUCAAUGAUAUUGGAACGGACGUUGAGAGCAUCGUUGAACGUUCCUUUGGUUUGUUAUUUUCUUUGUGUGAAAAUCCUAAAACAUCCGAUCAAAUAUUGCGACACUUACGUAUAAAUCAGGACUUUCUCUGUCGUUAUUUAUGUGAAUUACCUGUUCAGACCAUGAAAAGUUCUCAUGUCAUAAAUCAGAUAAGCUACUUACUGAGGUGUACAGCAAUAGAAUUAAAAUUGACUGCAUCCAAUUGUCAAUUGAGCAGGUUUCAACAUAUAUCCGACUUUUUUUUGGGCGUGUCUUCGAAAAGCAACCAAGAAACAGCAUCUAUGGAACUUAGCCAUUUUUAUUCGAAAAAGCCCAACACAGUUAUUGAUACGACAACGAAUACAUCAUUGAUAAUGAGAAAUAAUUUAUUAUGUGAACUAAUCGUUGCUGUCGAUUUGGAUGUGGGUCAUAUUCCUGUUCCAACAUGGAACUUCUUUGAUCGAUCAUUACUGAAUCAAAUAUUUAAAGAAUGUGAAUGUAAGACGAACGAAGGAUACAAGAUUAUUGAUCUACGUAAAAUCCACUUGACUUUGCACGGUGAAUUAAAAAUAGUUCAAAGCACAAUAGCAAGUGGACAGCGAAGAUUAAUAUUGCAAGAAAUUGAGUCCGUAAUGUUGUAUGCCCUUAAAGUAAACGAAGAACGAUGCAAACGAAGCGCAAUUGUUAAUUUUAUAGAAGCUUGGAGUCAGUUGUCAGAAAUACUGUUCAGCUGUGUUCCCAAUUCUUGCUUAUCCACAUCAAAGAAACAGGAAUUAAUUAUCGAAAUAUUGCAAACAAUUCUACUUAAAGUAAGUCCAAAUCAAUCCAUUUUGGAGAUAUCUGCAAUUAUAUCGGAAACAAUUUUGAUACUACUUGUUAACUUACGCAAUUGUUUUUCAAAUGCAAUACAAUUCGACUUGGAACGAAACGAACAAAAUUCUGUCGCUGCAAAAAAAUGCCAACCACAAAAAUCCAACACAUUAAAUAUAAAAUUCAUUUUAAAGUACUUGUUGGAAUGGAUAAUUGUAAGCGGAGUGGUGUCACAGAAGUUAAGAAUAAACUUAUAUGCCUCCUUACUAAAUUGCAUCAGCAUUGUACAAGAACAGAGUUUAAAGAAGAGCAUUCCAUACGAAAAUGAAAAUUUUAUUACCCGUUUGGAUAAGUCAAAAGUCAGUGAUAUUGCAUAUUCAGAUGUGACACACAUUAGAAUGGCCGUGGAAGUGCUUUUGUCGUUUGGUGAUAAAUUAAUGGAGACAAUAUGCCACGAUUGCAUAGCUGGUCAUGACAUCUGUAAAAUGACGGCUCUGGCUUGCAUUGACGUUCUACUAGAUAUAGACUCCAUGUCCCACUUAAUGAAGUUUAUUGCUCAUCAUGGAUAUUUGUCUCACAUCAUAGAGAGUAUUGCUAAGAGCGACAGUCAACUGUGCACUACAUUGGCAAAUGUUCCUGAAAAUAUGAAAUACCUUUACGUGUAUGAGUCAAAGAUGUCAAUGUUAAUUCGAUUUGCAAAUAACUACACUGGUGCAGAACUUUUACUCUCAAAUAAGGUAUUAGAGGUGUUGUCAGGCAUGAAAGUAUUUGACAUGCACCCAGAUUUAAAACGAAAGGAAGUGUGGCAACAAAAUGAAAACAGGAAUUUUGUUCCUGGUUUCGACUAUCGCUUUAGACAAAUACUCUUUCCAACCUUAAAUCUAUGUGAUUGUUUGUUGUCAACAUUGGGCACUGAAAACUACUCGGUCAUCUCACAAGUGAUGCAUUUCUUACUCUCCCACUGGGAUAUGAUAGAAAUAAUACUCAGAUCUGGCUCACCAUUUUCGGAUCUUGGAUUAUUACAGGAAUUAUCGCUUAUUACUGGAGUAAUUGCCCGAACUUUUAACCAGGAAACUUUAACCUUGGUCAAUAUAGAUACAACCGGAGAUACAGGGGUUAAUCUAUAUCGUGUUCAAAAACUUAUGCUGUCAAUAUACAUGCGAUUUAUAAUAAGCGAUGUUAACUUUAAAGAGAUGCUCAAGCCAGAAAAUGCUUUAUAUGAGCAAACAGAGGGAAACCAAUUGCUCCAUAUUAGAUAUUUUCUGGAAAUUGCAGCUAAUUUAACCUUGUUCUGUCGAAAUAUUAUUACAAACAAUUCAGCUGAUCAUAAAACGAAUGGGCUUUUAUUUUCUCCACACAUCAAUGAAACCCUACAAAGUGCGGACAAUAAUUUAAAUAACGUGUAUAAUCAUUACAACUUGGGUAUCGUAGUAAAUCAACUCAAAGGUACUGUGGAGUAUUAUCACACACAAAAAGGAAUUUUCGAAGGAGUAGUGCGACAGCGGUCAGUUCUUGAUAAUAUCAACUUUGAUACUACAGGAAAGGAAAGGUACCUUCAGUUAAGUCAACAGCUUACCGAGAAACAAAAUAUUUUAUAUAUGUGCGUAUUUAUCGCUGAACAAUGCUUGUAUCUACUUUGGAGUCAUCUUGAUUAUUAUAUGAGAUUUUCAACUACAACAAAGACUGUAUCAAAUGUAUACGAGGAAUCUGGAUACAAAGACGAUAUUGUUAAUGAAUAUAAGUGUAACAGCGAUGAUCUGGACAAAUUGAAAAAGAAACUUGUAUUGGUAUUUAAUGAAACGUUUUCGAGACAGUUAUGUAUAACAUCUGACACUUUUGAGAACAAGGAAGCACCGUUUAAUAUUGCCCUCUUGCGUAGAAUAAAAUCACUUAUACAAUAUUAUCCAACUAAAUAAUUUGAUGUUAUUAGAAUUGUGAAAUAAAAAUUGAUCUACAAAUAAAAUGUAUAAUAUAAAAAGUA
Musca domestica (house fly) is the source of this 5474-nucleotide messenger RNA. RefSeq names its product nuclear pore complex protein Nup205 (gene Nup205). Gene Ontology annotation, biological process: nuclear pore organization. The coding region runs from base 16 to 5409 and encodes 1797 amino acids. The transcript has 14 exons. Gene Ontology annotation, molecular function: structural constituent of nuclear pore. Lineage: Eukaryota; Metazoa; Arthropoda; Insecta; Diptera; Muscidae. The record is from RefSeq and is a predicted model, not a curated record. Gene Ontology annotation, cellular component: nuclear pore; nuclear pore inner ring.